AUGGCUCCGCUCGGCGACUCACCGCCGAGUCUCCAGUUCGUUGGCAUGCAGCCGCUGCUCGUGCGCUACAACAGCCGCCUACCCUGCGUGGUGUACGUGCCCGAGGGAUUCGCCGUCCGGCGGGGGGGGUAUGGUCUCGAGGUGGGUUGCAGCACCAUACCAUACCCCGCAGAAAGUCCAAACCCUGAGAAGCACAGCGCUGCAGAAAAAGCGCUUCUGAAACUGCUUGCUGAAGCACCUACGCCGCCUGCCGAUUGCCUCCGGAUUGCCGUGCCACCGGACGAGCGCAAUCACGUGCGGACGCUCAUGGGCAGCUACUACCACACGGUGUUUGCGCUGCUGGUGCCGAUCGCCGCCCAGCUCGCCGCCACGCCGCACCGGUGCGUCACCCUCGCGGGCGUGCCGAGGACACGGAUGGUGGCCAGAGUGCUCGAGGUGCUGCCGGUGCAGAUUUGGGACGGCCCCUCGCUCGC
This is a messenger RNA of Emiliania huxleyi CCMP1516, 473 nucleotides long. RefSeq lists its product as hypothetical. The annotation marks the transcript as partial. The record is from RefSeq and is a predicted model, not a curated record. The transcript is spliced from 3 exons. NCBI's taxonomy places the organism in Eukaryota, Haptophyta, Isochrysidales, Noelaerhabdaceae. Gene Ontology annotation, molecular function: serine-type endopeptidase inhibitor activity.